AUUUCCAUGGUUGAUAUCCGCAUAAUAAAUGAGCAAACUUUGGUGUUUAAAGUGAGGUUUGGUGCGAGAGAGAGAGAGCGAGAGAGGGGAGGGGUCCAUCUGGAUUGAGCAAGCAAGAAGGACGCAGUGGGCACUGUUUUGAAUCAUCAGUCACCCAUUUAAAUGACUUGGACUGAUGCGAAAUUUUGCCUAUAAUUGAGCCUGUCCUUAAAAAAAUAUCGGCUUCAGUGUACAAACAUGAUUAUAACAACAUGAGCGCAGUUUUAUUUUUUAACGUGCCAAAAAUUUUGACAAAAUAAUCGACCCAGUGUGCGAAGGCCUUUAGACUGUUUGCUCAGGACAAUUCAGAGGUUUGUUAUUGAGCUCAUUAAUUCUACUUAUUUAAAAAUUUUAAGUCAAACAAAACAGUGAGUGGGCUGCACGGUGGCGCAAGGGUUAGCACUGUUGCCUCGCAGCAAGAGGGUUCCUGGUUUGCUUCCCAGUCAGGGCCUCUCUGUGCGGAGUUUGCAUGUUCUCCCGUGCAUGCAUGGGUUCUCUCUAGGUACUCUGGCCUCUUCCCAUCACCAAAGACAUGCUCAUUAGGUCAAUUGAUCACUCUAAAUUGGUAGAGUAGGUAUGAAUGUAGGUGUGAAUGUGAGCGCAUAUGGUAGUCUGUCUCUAUAUGUCUGCCCUGCGAUUGACUGACGACCAGUCCAGGGUGGACUCUACCUCUCGCCCAAUGCCAGCUGGGUUAGGCUCCAGCCCCUCGCUCACCUAAGGGAUAAGCGGUAUAGAAAAUGGAUGGAUGGAUAAACAGUGAGUGCUGGAUUAAACUUACUUGAUGGGAUUUUCUUCAUGUGUUCAUGUGACAUGUUCAAAACAAAACUCAUCCUUAUCAUAUGACACGGCCAUAACUUUUUAUUGAUCUGUCUGUUGAUUGUUUUGGAUAAAUCAUAAACUUGCUAGGUGUGUCUGAAUUUUUAGUUUUAUGAGGCCAAAGUCCUUUCUUUAAACUUUGUGAUGAUAUAAUGAAACCUUAACCUGACACGCCAGAUGGAUUUGUUUCACACAUCAAUCUGGAAAACCUUCCAUAGAUGGUGUUUAGGAAAGGGCAGAGCCUUUGAAAAAAACUGGGAGCUGAAGCUGCAAAGUCUCUGUGACUGGAUGUGACUUCAGCAGCUGAACUCCAUCAGUGUUGUUGUAGUGACAGAGUGCAGCUCUCCCAGCAGGGGGCGCUCUGCUAUGGAUCAGUGUAAAGACCCAGAGGAGGGAGUCCCUCCCUCCACAACCUCUCUGUGUGGAGAAGAUGAAGCUCUGAGGAUGAAGAAGCAGAGGCCACACUCUCCUGGACCAAGCUGUGAGUCCAUAAAGAGUGACCGCUCUAUGUUCCUCCCUGUUGACUUUAAAGAUGGACAAUCUGCAGAUGAAUGGAUGAAGAAGCAGACACCAGACUCUCCUGGACCCAGCUGUGUGUCCAUGAAGAGUGACCGCUCUAUGUUCCUCCCUAUUGACUUUAAGGUUGGAGAAUCUGCAGCUGAUGGAAGGAUGAAGAAGCAGACACCAGACUCUCCUGGACCCAGCUGUGUGUCCAUGAAGAGUGACCGCUCUAUGUUCCUCCCUAUUGACUUUAAGGUUGGAGAAUCUGCAGCUGAUGGAAGGAUGAAGAAGCAGACACCAGACUCUCCUGGACCCAGCUGUGUGUCCAUGAAGAGUGACCGCUCUAUGUUCCUCCCUAUUGACUUUAAGGUUGGAGAAUCUGCAGCUGAUGGAAGAGUUCAGCAGGAGACCUCAGAGAUUCACAGUGAUCUGUCAAACCCGCAGCAUCAAGAAAACCUGGACUCUGUUCUAUUGCUGCUGGAGGAGAACAUAGUCACCUUUGUGAGGAGUGAGCUGAAAAGAGUCAGAGGAACUCUGUGUCCAGAGUACUCAGAAUGGUUAGGAAGUCAGUGUGAGGAUGAUGGGAUAUUGGAUGGUGAAGAUGAACAGCAAAGGACAGGCUGCAAAGAAGCAUUUCUUAAGAUAUCUCUUCUCUUCCUGAGAAAAAUGAAACAGGAGAAGUUGGCUGACCAACUUCAGAGCAGAACUUUAGCCCCAGUGUGCCAAAAAAACCUCAAAUCAACCCUGAAGGAGAAGUUCCAGUGUGUGUUUGAGGGGAUCGCUAAAGCAGGAAACCCAACCCUUCUGAAUCAGAUCUACACAGAGCUCUACAUCACAGAGGGAGGGACUGGAGAGGUCAAUGAGGAACACGAUUCCAAAUGGGUUGAAAUGACAUUCUGGAAAGCAGACAGAGCAGAAACUACCAUCAGACAGGAAGACAUCUUUAAAGGCCCCCCUGGAAGAGAUGAACCAAUCAGAACAGUGAUGACGAAGAGCGUGGCUGGCAUUGGGAAAACUGUCUUAACACAGAAGUUCACUCUGGACUGGGCUGAAGGCAAAGCCAACCAGGACAUCCAGUUCAUAUUUCCAUUCUCUUUCAGAGAGCUGAAUGUGCUGAAAGAGAAAAAGUUGAGCUUGGUGGAGCUUGUUCAUUCCUUCUUCACUGAAGCCAAAGAAGCAGGACUCCGCAGGUUUGAAGAGUUCCAGGUGGUCUUCAUCUUUGACGGUCUGGAUGAGUGUCGGCUUCCUCUGAACUUCCACAACAGUGAGAUCCUGACUGAUGUUAACCAGUCCACCUCAGUGGAUGUGCUGCUGACAAACCUCAUCAGGGGUACACUGCUUCCCUCUGCUCGCCUCUGGAUAACCACACGACCAGCAGCAGCCAGUCAGAUCCCUCCUGGGUGUGUUGACAUGGUGACAGAGGUCAGAGGGUUCACCGACCCUCAGAAGGAGGAGUACUUAAGGAAGAAACUCAGAGAUGAGGAGCAGGCCAGCAAAAUCAUCUCCCACAUCAAGGCAUCCCAAAGCCUCCACAUCAUAUGUCGCAUUCCGGUCUUCUGCUGGAUCACUGCUACAGUUCUGGAGGAUCUGCUGAAGACCAGAGAGGGAGGAGAGCUGCCCAAGACCCUGACUGAGAUGUACAUCCACUUCCUGGUGGUUCAGACCAAACUGAAGAGCAUCAAGUAUGAUGGAGGAUCCGAAAUUGAUUCACAGUGGAGUCCAGAGAGCAGGGAGAUGAUUAAGUCUCUGGGAAAACUGGCUUUUGAGCAGCUGCAGAAAGGAAACCUGAUCUUCUAUGAAGCAGACCUGACAGAGUGUGGCAUCGAUAUCAGAGCAGCCUCAGUGUACUCAGGAGUGUUCACACAGGUCUUCAGAGAGGAGAGAGGACUGUACAAGGACCAGGUGUUCUGCUUCAUCCAUCUAAGUGUUCAGGAGUUUCUGGCUGCUCUUCAUGUCCAUCAGACAUUCUUCAACUCCGGAAUUAAUCUGAUGGAAGAGGAAAAAACAACAUCUCAUGUGUCCAAAGAUUUUGAAAAUAAAACUAAACACUUCUAUCAGAGUGGUGUGGACCAGGCUUUAAAGAGUCCAAAUGGACACCUGGACUUGUUCCUUCGUUUCCUCCUCGGUCUCUCCAUAGACACCAAUCACAACCACCUACUCUACUUCCUGAAACAGAAAGCAAGUGCUCCCCCCCCAAAAAAAAAGGCUACUGAGUACAUCAAGAAGAAGAUCAAUGAGGAUCUGUCUGCAGAGAAAAGCAUCAACCUGUUCCACUGUCUGAAUGAACUGAAUGAUGGUUCUCUAGUCGAGGAGAUCCAACAGUCCCUGCGAUCAGGACAUCUCUCCACAGAUAAACUGUCUCCUGCUCAUUGGUCAGCUCUGGUCUUCAUCUUACUGUCAUCAGAAGAAGAUCUGGACGUGUUUGACCUGAAGAAAUACUCUGCUUCAGAGGAGGCUCUUCUGAGGCUGCUGCCAGUGGUCAAAGCCUCCAACAAAGCUCUUUUGAGCGGCUGUAACCUGUCAGAGAGAAGCUGUGAAGCUCUGUCCUCAGUCCUCAGCUCCCAGUCCUCUAGUCUGAGAGACCUAGACCUGAGUAACAACAACCUGCAGGAUUCAGGAGUCAAGCUUCUGUCUGAUGGACUUAAGAGUUCAGGCUGCAGAUUGGAAACUCUCAGUCUGUCAGGCUGUCUGAUCUCAGAAGAAGGUUGUGCGUAUCUGGCCUCAGCUCUGAGCUCCUCCUCCCACCUGAGAGAGCUGGACCUGAGCUACAAUCAUCCAGGAGAACGAGGAGAGAGUCUUCUGUCUUCUCGACUGGAGGAUCCAUACUGCAGACUGGAGACACUGAGGUUUGACCAUGGUGGCCUGCACAUCCUUAAGCCUGGUCUGGGGAAAUACGCCUAUGAGCUGGAAGUGGACACAAACACAACAGGCAGAGAACUCAUACUGUCUGACAACAACAAGAUGGUGACACAUGUGAAGGAGGUUCAGCCAUAUCCUGAUCAUCCAGACAGAUUUGAUGUUCCUCAGCUGCUGUGUCAGACUGGUCUGACUGGUCGCUGUUACUGGGAGGUCAAGUGGAGAGGAAGAGUUAUUAUAUCAGCGAGUUACAGAGGAAUCAUCAGGAAAGGAUACAGUGAUGAAUGUUUGUUUGCAUUUAAUGAUCAGUCCUGGGGUCUGCACUGCUCUGAUGAAGGUUACUCUGUCCGUCACAAUAGCAGAAGAACAGACAUCUCCUCCUCGGUCUCUGGUAGAGUAGCAGUGUAUGUGGACUGUCCUGCUGGCACUCUGUCCUUCUACAGAGUCUCCUCUGACAGACUGAUCCAUCUCCACACCUUCAACACCACAUUCACUGAGCCUCUCUAUCCUGGGUUUAGGCUCUGUUCAUACAGUUCGUCUGUGUCUCUGUGCAACAUGUUGUUCUGAGAAACAUGGACUGAAGAUCAGAACAACACAUCAUGACUGCCAUGCAUCUCCUUUGUUAGUUUUACAAGUUGGCUGUGCUCGUUCUCGAAAAAUAAUGCAACAUGGGCAGGAGAUGUGGUAUACUGAUGACUGUUAGAGAU
Messenger RNA from Cheilinus undulatus (humphead wrasse), 4919 nucleotides. Its product is annotated as NLR family CARD domain-containing protein 3-like. Gene Ontology annotation, molecular function: protein binding. Bases 1222 to 4779 code for a protein of 1185 amino acids. The transcript has 13 exons. The record is from RefSeq and is a predicted model, not a curated record. NCBI's taxonomy places the organism in Eukaryota, Metazoa, Chordata, Actinopteri, Labriformes, Labridae.